AUGUCGAAUAAUUCUACGUCCAACGGAUUUUACGAAUCAGAGGAAUGUCCUUAUUUGGAGGAAGUGGCAUGGCGAGAUGAGUUCCUGCUGACAGAAGGUACCUACAACCAUCUGGUUGCUAUAAUCAGCAUUAAUUCCAUCUCAGUUUUACCAACUGUGUUGUUGAAUGCUCUGGUGAUCUUUGCUGUCGCAACAAGAGGACAGUUGCGAAAUAAAGCGACAAUCCUUCUGGCGUGCCUGGCCGGGGCGGAUCUUUUGACAGGACUGCUGGGACAGCCGAUACGAAUAGCGGUAGAAGUGGAGCGACUACGGAAAACUGGCACAUUUUGUGGAGCUUUGGAAAGAGUAAGCAUUUUAUCCUUAGGAUGGCAUAUCUUCGCGACCUUGUCUCAUCUUCUACUAAUAACUGUUGAUAGGUACAUUGCUAUUAAAAAACCGUUAAGGUAUCGAGAGAUUGUCACAACACGACGGGUAACAGUCGCUGUGCUUUUAGCGUGGGCUUCAACGAUAGUUGUGGCAAUUCAAGAUAGCAUCCUUGCUGCAAUAAACAGUGACACAAACAUUUACAGUGUUUAUUGGAACGUAUCGGUCGUAACGCUCAACAUUUUAGGUUUGAUUUCUAUAAUUGUCAUCGUAGCAAUUUACUUCUACAUUUUCUUGGAAGUCCGGUGCCAACAAAGAUCUCAGACUGAGCAUUUAAGCGUAGAAGAAAUUGCAACAAUCAGAAGAAACAACCGAGCGGCCAAAACCCUUGGAAUCAUCCUUAUUACAUUAAUUGUAACAUACCUGCCAAUGAUAGUAUCCAGUAUAAUGUAUUAUUCUGUGAAUCUACAACGGCCUGUUUUAAACUGCCUGGCGAGCUGGGUGGCAACGUUAAUAAUGUUGAGUUCCCUGUGCAAUCCAGUUAUUUACUGUUGGCGCAUGAAGAAAUUUCGCCAAGCUUUUUUGGAAAUUCUCCAUUUAAGAAAUCGAGAAAACAAUCAGCCACAAAGAGCGAUAGAGAUGCAAAUAAUUCAACCAGCACAUUAA
Porites evermanni is the source of this 1029-nucleotide messenger RNA. NCBI's taxonomy places the organism in Eukaryota, Metazoa, Cnidaria, Anthozoa, Scleractinia, Poritidae. The record is from the annotation of a GenBank genome assembly.